Dentiscutata erythropus is the source of this 813-nucleotide messenger RNA. The record is from the annotation of a GenBank genome assembly. Lineage: Eukaryota; Fungi; Glomeromycota; Glomeromycetes; Diversisporales; Gigasporaceae.
AUGCAAAACGAAGAAUGGAAAGUUGUUUCGAAAAGAAUGGCAGUAAAACCUGCAAGAAUACCACCAACGAUAAAAAAACAUAAUUUUCAGUAUCUAAAUAAAGAUUUUAAAAAAAAGGAUCGUAGUAAAAAUGCGAUGCAGAAUUCGUCCGAGAAUGUGAUCUAUUUUAUAGAGGAGAAAAUGCAGGCAUUAAAAAAAAGUGAAUUUUUUCAGGAAUUGAAAAAGAUUAUCGAUUUCCAACUUCUUCCGCCAAAUCGUCCAGCACUUGUUGAUAUAGUAUGCUACGGAAUCGGAAGCAUCGAAAAAUCCUGCACAUCACAAUAUCAAUUCGCAUUAAUGUUGCUUUUUAAGAACUUAUUUCAGAUAAUAGGAAAAAUAUAUGCGUAUGAUCCUAUUUUUUCCCAAGUUGAUACUGAAGUUUUGACUCAUUAUAAUAUUGAAUCAAUUAAAAUCAACGAGAAGGCGAAACGCGUUGUCACUAAUCAAACCUUAUUUUAUAUGCCGCAUUGUCCACUCGGAUUAUAUAAUAAUUUGAUCGAGGCCAAUUGGGACAGAAUAAAACUAAAAGAUGUCAUUAUCGUUGGAAAUCGAUUUGAUUUUUAUAAUGAAAGUUCUUGUGUCUUUUACGCUUUAAAGAUUCUCAAAAUUCAUCUUUUCCCUUCGACUACUAUUCAAUCUCCUGCGAUACCAGACAAUACAUUUAACGACUUAUGUUGGCAAUGGUUUCCAAUCGACAGGGUAGAUUCGUAUAAAGAAGAUAGUGAAUUUUGGAUCUUGAAACGAGAAUCGAAUGAAGAUCAAGAAAUUAUCUAG